Gregarina niphandrodes is the source of this 1107-nucleotide messenger RNA. RefSeq names its product putative transmembrane protein. The transcript is spliced from 2 exons. The record is from RefSeq and is a predicted model, not a curated record. Bases 1 to 1107 code for a protein of 368 amino acids. NCBI's taxonomy places the organism in Eukaryota, Apicomplexa, Conoidasida, Eugregarinorida, Gregarinidae.
AUGAACAAGGUGGGUGCUCAGAUCUGUCAAGGCAACAGCGCCUUCUUGAAAGAGCCAUUGAUAACGACGGGAAAAUCAAAACAGUCAUCUUACGACCUCAGUAUGUCGAUAUCCCACAGCUAUUCGGAGGAUUUCGUUUAUGCUGUGAUUACGAGUUGUAAGAACAUAACGAAUGUGGAGUAUAGUAUCUCGUUUGAGAAUCCUGGAUCCUAUCGUCGGCGACACUUCAGUUGCCAAGACAUUGGGCUGUUGGAAACUUACUUUUGGCUGGUUUGUCUGUUUGGUCUCGUUACAUACAAAAUUCUGGUUCCGUCGUACAAGAGACUAAAGUGGGAAGAAGCCACUACCGGAGCAUCAUCCAGAGCAAUCAUGACUGGGGGGUUAUCUGGUAGCACCGCCGGCGUUCAAGCCGGAAUACAACCCGGGUUACCGGGAAUACAAUCCGCACCGCAUCUUGCUCCUCAUCUUGGGACUCUAGGUCUAGGGUCUGCUAUGUUAAGCGGUGACCUGAUAUGGUCUCUGUUGAUUACUGUCAUGUCUGGUGUAUCAAUUAUCUGUCAAUUUGUCCACCUGUUCGUCUACAGUCAAGACGGGAUGGGCUUGAGGGCACUCUCCUACUUAGGCGAGCUGCUUGAGACCGGUGCGGGGUGUCUGUUGAUCGGUCAGUGUCUGCCUCCUCAGGUCGCCUCAUUAGCCGCAGCCUACUCCACACUGUUCUUCCUUUGGACUCAAAUCACCUACAAAAAUAAAUACGUCCAACGCCUUCGAACCGGCCAAGGAUUAGGCGACUUCGGACUCAGCGUAUAUAGCCCGCUCUUCGGCACACGACUUGGCGUCUUCACUGUCCUCAUCCGCGCUGGUCUCGGAGCCUCCUUGAUGCUUCAGAAACGGCACGAUCUGCUCCGCCUUGCGUACUUCCUCACGCCCAUCUUGCUCGUACUUUCACCAAUAAAAUGGAAACACUGCGAAGUCACCUUCAUGGCACUUUCACUAAUAACCUCACCAAUAUAUCAAUUGGUAACUCGAUCAGGACAGGUGACGAACCAGACCUCCAAGGACACAGUCUUCAUAGAGGAGUCCGCCCCCGUCCUCUAUGAGACCAUUUGA